Molecule: messenger RNA, 2290 nt
Organism: Macrosteles quadrilineatus (aster leafhopper)
Lineage: Eukaryota; Metazoa; Arthropoda; Insecta; Hemiptera; Cicadellidae
Product: putative phospholipase B-like 2
Exons: 9
Coding region: 482-2137 (551 amino acids)
Biological process (GO): phospholipid catabolic process
Cellular component (GO): extracellular region
Molecular function (GO): glycerophospholipase activity
Source: RefSeq, a predicted model, not a curated record
CAACUAAACAUCAGCCAUAAUAAUUCAUGUUCUGUUGUGAUUGACUUACCCAGCAUGGAUGAGUUAGUUUAAAUCAGUGUGUUGAUCCAAAUCUGUGGUGUUUGAAAUUUGAAUUGACAUGUAUCAUUGCAGUGCAGGCUAUUUACUAGUUUGUCUUAUUUCAUCAGAAUAAUUUGUGGUGUGAUGUAAUGGUAAUAUUUUGGUAGAGUAGCUUAGAUCCAUAUUUAUGCUAUGUACUAAACACUUAACCAUAUACAAUUCUUUUUUGUAAAAAAAAAAACUGUUUUAAUAAUGAUAAACUUAUUUAAAAAUAUGUUUUUCUUUUGAAAGAACAGAGAGUCUGAAAUCUUUAACUUUGAUAUCUCAUUCAUAUAUUUGGACUUUCAGUAGAAUGUUUUCAAAAGCUAUCUUAUAGGUUUUUUCCUAUUAUCAUACAAAGGUUAAGAGGACACACCAGUUCCAUUGCUCUUGAGAGUUUGAUAUGUCAACCAACAUGAUACUGGUACUUCAAGGUUUUAUUAUUUUAUCCACUUUUGUUAUAAACCUAAAUGGUUUGAAUCUAAAUGGUAAGCAGUAUAUGAUAACCCAUCCAUCUAAAGGCAAUGGAGUCUCUGAAAGAGUAGUGUACAGUAAAGAUGGUCCUCCAAAACCAUGGGUGGCAAGAAGUGUGUACAACAGAACAUAUCUGAAAACUGGUUGGGACACUUUUGACAUUGAAACUAAUCCUGAAAUUGACGAUGCAGAACAAGCUUUCCUUGCAGGAUAUUUAGAGGGUGUGGAAACACAAGCUGCUGUAUACGACCACUUCUACAAUACCAUUCAAUCCAUGUGCAAUGGAACAAAAGUAUGUCAAAAGAUUCAAGGCUACCUGGACACGAACACACAUUGGAUUAAGGAGAUGAUCAAACAACACGCAGCAUCUGACAUCUACUGGAGACAGAUAAAUUUGUUCUAUCAACAAAUGGCUGGGCUGAUGCUGGGAUACAACAGUGUGGCUAGAGCUGAUAAGAAACUAGACCUCAACAACAUCAUGUGGAUGAAUUUCAACUGGGAUUUUGGAGAUUUGAUGUCUGCAUUUACAAAUGAGACAAACAAAGUUCUUCAAGGAAAUGGUCAUUGUUCAGCACUUGUUAAGUUACUGCCAGAUAUGUCGGAUAUUUUUGUGGCUCAUAACACUUGGACAGGUUAUGAGAACAUGAGGCGCAUAAUCAAGCGGUACACACUGCACUACAAGCAAGUUGUCGCUACUUCUGUCAGCUUCUCUGGUUAUCCUGGUAUUUUGGUGUCAGGCGAUGAUUUUUAUAUCACAAGCGCGGGACUUGUGAUUCAAGAAACCACCAAUGACAAUAACAACGCUUCACUGUGGUCUCUUUUAAAACCUAUUGGACAGGUUCUAGAAGUGGUACGAGUAGCUGUAGCCAACAGACUCACAGACGGAGGUCAAAGCUGGUCCAAGAUGUACUCCCAGUACAACAGUGGAACUUACAACAACCAAUGGAUGAUUGUAGACAUGAAGAAGUUCACACCUGGAUCUGUUAAGCCAGAUCUGCUGUGGAUAGCUGAGCAGAUGCCAGGUUAUAUCAGGAGAGAGGACAAGACGGACGUGUUGAAAUCCCAAGGUUACUGGGCCAGCUACAACGUGCCUUACUACACGGACGUCUUCGAGCUGAUGGGCAACCAGCAGUUGGUGAAGCAAUAUGGUGACUUUUUCACUCAUGAGAAGUCUCCGCGUGCCCAGAUAUUCAGAAGAGACCAAGGGAAGGUGACCAACCUUCAUACUAUGAUGUUGCUGAUGAGGUCCAAUGAUUACGAGCAUGAUCCAUUAUCUCGCUGCAACUGCACACCUCCAUACAGCUCAGAAAACACUAUUUCAGCCAGGAAUGACCUAAACCCAAUCAAUGGGUCAUACCCGUUCCCGGCCCUCAGCCAUCGCUCUCAUGGCGCUAUUGAUGCCAAGGUGACCAGUUACCAGCUGUCGAAGGCUCUAGGCAUGUUGGCUGUCAGUGGUCCCACCACUGGGGCUCACCUCCCUCCCUUCCAGUGGAGCAAGAGUGACUUCAACCACCACAUCCCUCAUCGAGGACAUCCCGACACCUUUCACUUCCAGCCUGUCCUCAUCUCUUGGCCACAUCAAUAAACGGUUUAACCAGUUCCAAUGUGUAAUCUGGGAAGGAAUAUACUACCACUUAAUGUCUAAAGGGGUUCAUUUAUAGAAUUUGUAUAGCUGCUUGCAAGUUCAUUUUAUAGUUGAAAAUAUUUUACAUUAAAUAUUAACUUUGACUGCACAGAA